This is a messenger RNA of Closterium sp. Naga37s-1, 723 nucleotides long. NCBI's taxonomy places the organism in Eukaryota, Viridiplantae, Streptophyta, Zygnematophyceae, Desmidiales, Closteriaceae. The record is from the annotation of a GenBank genome assembly.
AUGUCGCAAAAUCGGCGCACCUGUUACGACACCAAGUGGGGCAAGCCGAGCACACCGCACCAUCCUCAACACCGCAGAUGUGAACGAGGACAAACAUGCUCACCUCGGAAGGCCCUCUGCCCCUCUCCCCUGCCCCUCUCUCCCCUGCCCCUCUCUCCCCUACCUUUCUCUCCUCUGCUCCUCUCUCCCCUGCCCCUCUCUCCCUUGCCCUUCUCUCCUCUGCUCUUCUCUCCCCUGCCCUUCUCCCCUGCCUUUCUCUCCUCUGCUCCUCUCUCCCUUGCCCCUAUCUCUCUUGUCCCUCUCUCCUCUGCUCCUCUCUCCUCUGCUCCUCUCCCCUGCCCAUCUCCACUACCCCUCUCCCCUGCCCCCCUCCCCUGCCCCUCUCCCCUGCCCCCCUCCCCUGCCCCUCUCCCCUGCCCCUCUCCCUACACCUCUCCCCUUGCCCUCUCCUCUAUCCCUUGCUCCCCUGCCCCUCUCUCCUCUGCUCUUAUCUCCCCUGAUCCUCUCUCUUCUAAUUCUUUCUCCUCUGCUCCUCUCUCCUCUGAUCCUCUCUCCUUUGCUCCUCUCUCCUCUGAUCCUCUCCCCUCUGUUCCUCUCUCCCCUGCUCCUCUCUCCCCUACUCCUCUCUCUUCUGCUUCUUUCUCCUCUGCUUCUUUCUCCUCUGAUCCUCUCCCCUCUGCUCUCCUCUCCUCUACUCCUCUCUCCUCUGCUCUGCAGAGAUAA